AUGGCGGCGCGUCCCGGUGGUGGUGGUGGUGGUGGUGGUGGUCAAGGAGGACUGGGCACGCCGCCCUGUGGUCGGCGGCACGAGUCUUCCAGUGCGGGGUCCGGCGACACGAAGAUCUGGAGUUUUGAGGAGGUCCGCGAUCUCACUUCGUCGUCGUCGUCGUCGCCCACCAAAAUCACCAUAAUCGACGUCCGCGAGCCCCACGAGCUCUCCUCGACGGGCCGCAUCCCGGGCGCCAUCAACGUCCCCGUAAAGUCGGCGCCCGACAGCUGGCACGUGCCCGAGGACGAGUUCGAGCACGCCCACGGCUUCCCCCGCCCGGCCAAGGGCGCCGAGGUUCUCUUCUACUGCAAGGCCGGCGUGAGGAGCCGCGCGGCCGCGGGCCUGGCCAGGGACGCGGGCUUCACGGCGGUCGGGGAGUACCCGGGCAGCUGGGAUGAGUGGGUUGCCAAGGGGGGCAAGGUGCAGCGGUAG
Molecule: messenger RNA, 474 nt
Organism: Microdochium trichocladiopsis
Lineage: Eukaryota; Fungi; Ascomycota; Sordariomycetes; Xylariales; Microdochiaceae
Product: Rhodanese-like domain-containing protein
Exons: 2
Coding region: 1-474 (157 amino acids)
Cellular component (GO): mitochondrion
Molecular function (GO): thiosulfate-cyanide sulfurtransferase activity
Source: RefSeq, a predicted model, not a curated record